AUGGAACAAGAACAAGACACAUCACCAAUGUCACCAUUCUGGCUUCCCAAAACCAACAACCACCGCCGUCUCCGCCGAUCUUACUCCAUCUUCCUAACAUCAACAUCCUUCCUCGUACUUCUCUUCAUAACAGCACUUGUUUUCGCACUCGUCGUUGUCCCCACGUUACGUUCUUUCAGUUCUAACAUCUUCAAACCCCAAGCGGUUAAACACUCUUGGGAUUAUUUAAACCUCAUACUCGUUCUCUUCGCUGUCGUUUGUGGCUUCCUUACUAAAAACGACACCAACGAAACUCAAACGCAAACGCAAACGCAUACUCCGCGUUUUGAAAGAAGCUUCUCGAACCCUGAUACGCCGCCGUCGUGGUAUCAGAAUUCUAAUCGGUCGUUUAACCGACUGAGAAGCGUUGGAUCUUAUCCGGAUCUUCGGCAACCACCGUCGUUGGAGGUUGCUAAUGAAGAACGGUACCGGUUUUAUGAUGAUACUCAUUUUCAGUUUCGUCAUCGGUACUCGAGACUUGAAGCUGACGAUGAAGUUUAUCGGGAAACGGUUACUUCCGGUGAAGUUUGUUUAUCUCCGAUGCGGCAACCGGAGAUGAAACCAGUGCUGGAUUGUGAAAUUGAAGAUGAUCGAGGAAGCGUUGAGCGUUUAUAUGAGGUGGAAACGAUUGAGAAACCGGAAAUCAAUCAUUCCGUUACUGAGAGUUCACUGCCGCCGCCGCUGCAACCGCUACCGGUUAGGAGGAAGAAGAAAACUAGAAGUGCAUCUACCGAAAAAGCAGCAACGGUCUCUUAUGAGGAAUUGUCCUCGCCGCCACUGCAACCACUACCGGUUACGAGGAAGAAGAAAACUAGAAGUGCGUCUACAGAAAACGCAGCAACGGUCACUUAUGAGGAAUUUUUCUCGCCGCCGCUGCAACCGCUACCGGUGGUGAGGAGGAAGCAAACUAGAAGUGCAUCUACAGAAAACGCGGCACCGGUUACGUAUGAGGAAUUUUCCUCGCCGGUGUUGGAACCGGAACUAAAUCCGCAUCCGGUGCCUCCGGUGACGAGAACGAAACCUGUUCGAAGAAAUGUCAAUCGAUCAUAUCAAUCGGAAAUGAUCGAUAAAUUUGAACGUACUGAUUUUGUGGCACAAAGUUCUCAACAGCCGCCGGCAGUGUCUGCCCCGUUAACGGAAGAGAGGAAGAUUGGUAUUCCGGUUAAGAAGAAAAGAGGGAAUGCAACUAAAGAGUUUUUGACCUCAUUGAGAGGAAAGAAGAAGAAACAAAGACAAAAGAGUCUUGAAAAUUUUGAUAGCAUUCAAAAUUCUCAACCUUCUCCCCAUGUUUCACUACCACCGGCACCACCACCACCACCUCCUCCACCGUCAGUUUUUCACAACAUGUUCUAUUCCAACAAAAGCAAACACAAAAAACACUACCUUGUUCCUGUGGCAACACAUAAACUUCAGCUACCAAAUAAAAGAGAACAUUCUAAUUAUAGAUUGGAGAAGAAUGUAGUGGUUACUGGUAAUGAGUCACCCUUGAUUCCAAUCCCUCCACCGCCACCACCUCCACCGUUUAAGUUACGGGCGUGGAAGUUUAGAGUUCAGGGUGACUAUGUUAGGGUUGAUAGCCUUAGAAGUUCAAGGAGUGGUUCACCGGAUUCAGAUGAAAAUCUCGAGUCACCAGUUAGUCGAGAUGAAACAAGCCAAUGUAGUAAUAGUCCCAAUGAUCAAGAUGGUAAAAAGAAUGUCACUGAAAUUGGAAAUGCAAGUGAAGGUUCAUUGUUUUGUCCUAGCCCAGAUGUUGAUACGAAAGCACACAACUUUAUUCAGAAUUUCAGAGCUGGGUUGAGGAUGGCUAAGAUGAAUUCCAUGAAGGAGAAGCAGGGAAUUGGAAGGUCUAAUCUUGGUCCUUUACAAAACUAG
Lathyrus oleraceus (garden pea) is the source of this 1911-nucleotide messenger RNA. RefSeq lists its product as uncharacterized. The record is from RefSeq and is a predicted model, not a curated record. NCBI's taxonomy places the organism in Eukaryota, Viridiplantae, Streptophyta, Magnoliopsida, Fabales, Fabaceae. The transcript has a single exon. The coding region runs from base 1 to 1911 and encodes 636 amino acids.